Messenger RNA from Chiloscyllium plagiosum (whitespotted bambooshark), 3784 nucleotides. Lineage: Eukaryota; Metazoa; Chordata; Chondrichthyes; Orectolobiformes; Hemiscylliidae. The record is from RefSeq and is a predicted model, not a curated record.
GCCCCUUGACAUUCAAUGGUACAAUGGUUGGAUUCUCUCUUGUUGGAGAUAGUCAUUGUCAGCGAAGUACAGAAAGCAGUGAACACUUCUCAGGGAUUGUACCAGAGAUGGACCGAGUUACUGGCCGAUCCCUCUUCAGCCAGCAAGGAGGAGUGUGACUGGACAACUAAUGAACUUCGGAAUAGUCUCCGGAGUAUCGAGUGGGACUUGGAGGACCUCGAUGAGACUAUUAGUAUUGUAGAGACAAAUCCUCGGAAGUUUAACCUUGAUCCAGUAGAACUGAGUAAGAGGAAAGCGUUCAUCACCAAUACGAAGCAAAUUGUGAAGGAAAUGAAGGAUCACAUGUCCAGUUCCUCAAUGCAGGCAUUAGUGGAGCAGAGGAACAGACAGACUUUGCUAAGCACCAGAGGAAACCAGGGACUGAACUCCACUUCUGACAAAUAUAGCCGGCUGGACCAAGAGUUGCAGGCAGCGAAUUCGCAAUUUAUUGAGGACCAGCAUAUGCAACAGCAGCUGAUCACAGAGCAGCAGGAUGAUCAGCUGGAGCUGGUAUCCGGCAGUAUUGGUGUUUUGAAGAACAUGUCACAGAAGAUUGGGAAUGAGUUGGACGAGCAAGCAGUAUCGGCGUCAGUGGUGUGGAAUUGUCAUUCUACUUAUCAUCUUGGUCGUGGUGCUGAUAUUAUUGUUCACUAUCUAAGCCUGAACUGUUUGUGUUGGAGAGGGAGAAUGGAAGAGCAGGCGCAAAAGGCUAAACAAGAGAACAGCCCUGUACUCUGUGGUGCAUGCUUUCCAUGGGUCGGCCUGGUUGUGAGGUGUUUCUCCAGCAAACAUGUCCUACUAACCCGACCAUCGACAUUACUAACUGCAGAAUUAUUGUUUUAUUCCAGUCAUUCAUUUGCAAAAAUUGCUGAAAUGAAAAAACAGGUCUCUCCCUCCCCCCUCCUCAACCUCCUCUCUCUUCUCCCCCCACCAAACUCUAACAUGCAACUCUGAGGGAAGGAGACCUAUUGUCGGGUAUUUCCCCAAAUCACUGCUUUACAAAUAUUCCUUUUUUUAAAAAAAAAACAUAUGUUUUUGGUCAACAUCUUAGUGCCUUAAGCAAAUGAUAUAGGCAGUUUGCCAUUUUAGCUCACUGGUGUAUUUGACUCCUGUGAUGCACGUAUUCAUGGUCGACUAGAUGUAAUCAGAGGUGAGCGUUUGCCUGUUUCUGACUGCACAGCUGAUAAGCUAGCAACCAUUUUACACUUUUGUCCUUGACUGACCCAUUAUUCUCAUGAGGAUUGGGUAUUGAGCUGGCCUUGGGAGAAAACUGCGCAAAUCAAUUCCAGUCCCCCUCAUGACUGACAUUUAGGAGUCCCUCACACUCUGAUCCUGAGCUCCUGUCACAUUCAGAGGGCAAUUUAUUUUGGCGAUAUUAACACAAAAUGAUCUUGGUCAAAUACACGUGUAUUACCCACUAUCCUACCAGUUGAGGGAGUCUGCGGUCUGGUGCUGAUGUCACUAAUAUAGAAGACCAGGCUAAUGUUCUGAGGGCAUCAGUUCAAAUCCCACCCUGACAUCAUGUGUAAUUUAACUUCAAUUAAUAAAUCUAGUCUAAGUAAUGGUGACCACGAGAACCAUUGUUGAUGUAAGAAAAGAAACAUUCGAGAACCAAAUGUCCUUGAGGGAAGGAUAUCUGCCAUCCUUACUUGGUCUGGCCUGACAUGUGACAGUAAUGUGGUUGACCCUUACCAGCCCUCUGAAAUGGCUGGGCAAGUUCAAGGGCAAUUUAGGGUGAGUACCAAAUGUUGGCCUUGCCAGUCACACUGACAUGAAUGAAAAGAUUAAGAAUUACCCUUUCCCAGUUAGAUGUCAGCAUUGUUCUGAUUAGCACAGUUCACUUUUUGGAAAAAAACAUUGGGGCAAGGUGUAUGGGCCAAGUGGCCUUGUUUGCAAAGGUGGGAGUGCAUCUAAAAUAUUGUGCUCAAGAAUUUCAAGCAAUAACUUGGACAGAGUUUUAGAUGCACAUGCCAACUGCUCACCAGUCUCAAUGUUCAUUAUCUUCAUCCUCCCACUGCGCCCAGAUUUCCUCUAAUCUGCAAAUACUACCUGGUGUUUGCCUUUAAAAUCAGUUUCUUUCCAGGCAAGAACAUUUCCAAGAGUAAACCUUUGCAAUGUGUACACUACUUCACAAUACAGUUGGCAUAAUUAAAAUGUCCUUGUGAUUAGAUUGCACUGAACUUUGUGCGUGUGUCACCUGCAUUUUGUAUCUAUAUUUUUGCACUGACUGUAAUGAGACACUACUUUUCUGCUAUCUUUUGUUCCUCUCUGGAGAAAUAACAGCUAAAGUAAUUAGACUACCAGUGCACACCACUGAAAAAACCCUUGCGUUCCUUAAUCGGGGCCAGUUUGUGCCUAUAGACCUUCUACUUGCCCAUUCUGUUGCUUGCAGAAACUCUUGACUGCCAGCCUUGCUCCAACAACCUGAAUCCUGCAGGGUGUGGAUAUUCCCAGGUUCAGUCCCCACUCGGUGCUUAUCUCUGUGUAGCAGUAGUGUACUGCUUGAUUUUGGAGGAAGGGGACAGGAUGUCAACCAGAUUUCCAGCUCUUGUUGACUGGCAAGUGACCUGGUUCACUGUGUCUGUCUGGAUUUUGGAAGCGAGUGGGGCGAGCCUUGGAUUGCAACACUGCUCAUAUGAAUGCUUUCUGACACUCUGGGUAAAUAGAUAUGGUUUAGGUGUCUGGAACCAUACUCAGACAAGGAUAGUGGUGAUGGAAGCCUUUUGGGGAGAAUUGGGGUGAUGUUGGGACAUGAAUUUGUUGCAGUGAUGAUUAGCUUCAAAGCAUUUAAAGAAUGAUCUAAUCGAGGGGCUUGAAAUGAUUAAAGUCGUCAGGAGGAUGGUUUGCGAAAACCUUUUUGCUCAGCCAACAUUUAAAAUUGGAAUUGGUUUAAUGGACAAAUUUUUUUUUUAAAAAAACAAUGAAUGUUUAAUUUUUCUAAUACAGUAUUAGCUGACAUUUAGGUGUAAUUUUAAGAAACAAAAUUGUUGUUAGGGCUGUUGUGAUCAUUGUAAAAGUUAAAUCAUCCAAAAGUACUUUAAUGUGGUCCAAAACCCAUGUUGGAUGUGAUGUUACCAUCUUUGAGAAAUCUGUUGGAAAGCACUUGAGAAGAAACUUGCUGGUGACACCUUCAUACAACUAAGCAUUGAGAGUAACCCUUGCUCCCUGGACUUUGCCAGAGGAGCAGUAAAGGAACAGUGACCAAUCCCUGUCACCAUUCUCCCAAGGUGUCUAAUAGGGUGGUAGAGGGUCAUGGCCAUGGACACUCUGUCGAUGCCAAGUGUGGCACUGUAGGUAAGCAGUCUCUCCUGAGUCUGAAAUUCGUGGGUUCAUAAUUGUAAUUGUGCAUGUAAUUUAGGUUCACGCUCCCAGUGCUGUGCUGAGGGUGCUGCACUGUCAAUAUGCUGUCUUCUGAUUGAUUGAGGUCCUCUCUGGUUUCUCCAGAGAGCAUAAAACAUCUCAUCAUCAUUUUGAAGAGCAAGACUGACCUGGACAAUGUUUAUCCUUCAUCCUACAUCAAUGUAUAUUUUUUAAAGUUAUAGGCUCAUUAUCACCUUGUUGGCUGCGUGAUCUUGCUGUGCACAAACUGUUUCCUACAUUGCAAAAAUGACUACUCUUCAGAAGUACUUAAUUGGCUGUUAAAAUGCUUUAGGAUGUUCUUGAGAUAAAUUGCAAGGUAACUUUGUGUCUUCUGAUCUCUGUCUUGCAAUCUGAUGUGUAAAUAAAUGAUGUAUAGUUAUCCCCA